Molecule: messenger RNA, 798 nt
Organism: Ramularia collo-cygni
Lineage: Eukaryota; Fungi; Ascomycota; Dothideomycetes; Mycosphaerellales; Mycosphaerellaceae
Product: related to short-chain dehydrogenase/reductase
Exons: 2
Coding region: 1-798 (265 amino acids)
Molecular function (GO): oxidoreductase activity, acting on the CH-OH group of donors, NAD or NADP as acceptor
Source: RefSeq, a predicted model, not a curated record
AUGGCGCUCUCUUCUCGGUUGGCCAUAAUCGUCGGCGGCGUAGGUGGACUUGGAAGUCUCGCAGGAAAAGUCCUGCGCUCUCAGGGAGCAAGCGUAGCACUCCUGUACGCACCCUUUGAAGCCAACACCGUCCAACCAACUCUCCGCCAGGUCUUCGAGAGUGACAGUCCAGACAAUGUCAAAACAUACGAAUGCGACAUCACAUCCAAGACAUCCGUAGAUCGCGCAUUCGCAGCCAUCGACCAAGACGAUAUAGACCCUCCCUGCAUCUUGGUCAACGCAGCGGGAGUCGUCAAUCUCCACCCUCUAGAAGACUUCCCAGCCGAAGACGCACUCCGUCAUUACAUGGUCAAUCUCUACGGCCCGACUCUCACCGGCCAAGCCUUUGCCAAACUAUUCUUCGCGGCAUCUGAACGAGCACGACAAACUCAUAAACCACCCCCAAUAGGCCGUAUCGUCAACAUUGCAAGUCAAGCCGCACACGUCGCUCUAGAUCGACAUGGACCUUACUGUGCCAGCAAAGCGGGCCUGAUCGGUCUCACGAAAUGUCAGGCCAGCGAGUGGGGACCCAGGGGAUUGACGGCMAAUACCAUCAGUCCGGGACCCGUGUGGACGGAAUUGGGGAAGAGGGCUUGGGCGGAUAAGGAAGUUAGGAAGGCUUAUCAAGCUGCUGUGCCGACGGGGAAAUUUGCUGAACCGAGUGAGGUUGUGAGGAUCGUGUCGUUUCUUUGUCAGGAUGAGGCGUGUAAUAUUAAUGGGGCGGAUUUUCGACUUGAUGGGGGGUAUACUGCUAGAUAG